AGGAAGUCACUUUAUUGCCGUCAAAUCCAAAGUGUUUAAACAACUUUUCAUUUGUCAGUUAAUAGGUAUCUUUUUAAGCGUAUUUUUGAAUGGAUCUACCCUGUCCAGAGUGGGUUCGGCAUGUCGAGCAGAAAUGGACGGAAAUGAGAUCUGAAGUAACUGAGAGCUUCAGCCUCCUGACAGAUAUAGAUGCGAUAUUCAACCACGGGCUGUCAUUAAUAGGCCCAGACGAUCUCAACACUUUCUCCAGAAUCUCUGAGAAGUACUCUGUGAAAAAGUCUCCUGAGAGGGCAUCUGAGUUUAGACAGCAAGGUAACCUCAGCUUCAAAGUGAAGGAUUACACAGCCGCAGCUCUCUAUUACUCCAAGGGUGUUUGCCAUGCUGACAAGAACACAGAAGAGCUAUCCUUGUGCUAUGCUAACCGUUCUGCAGCCCUCUUUUAUCAUGGCCUCUACAGAGAAUGUCUUGAGGAUAUUCAACGUUCUUUUGAGGCCGGUUACCCAAGCCACCUGCAAGACAAACUGAGAACUAGAGAGGCCGCAUGCCUGAAUCAACUUAGAAAACCUGAAAAAUCCAACACGCCAGCCACAAAUCAUCAAACACCACCAUGCCAGAAAAACAGAAACUCUACUACUUGUGUUUCACAUGGUGUGUCUGUUUAUUUCAGUCCAGAGAAAGGUCGCCACAUAUUAGCUACAGAAAAUAAACCAGCUGGCGAGGUGGUGCUGGAGGACGAGGCUUUCUGUUAUGUUCUUAUACCAAGUAACAAACUCAAUACAAAGACCAAAAAGAAAGGAAAGGCUUUUGAUAAUGAAGACCGACACUGUCACCACUGCUUGAGCCAAUCAUGGAGCUUUGUGCCUUGUCCAAACUGUAGUUACGCUCAAUACUGUGGAGAGAGCUGUCAAAAAGAUGCUUGGGAGCGCUGGCACCAAUGGGAGUGUCCAAUUGGAGCAGAUCUGUUGGCCAUUGGGAUUUUAGGACAUCUUGCACUAAGAGUGGCCCUGAAAGCUGGACAAAAUGAGGUCCAAAGGGUGAAGAAAAGCUCACAAGAAGACCAUGUGACUUGUAGCUCUUAUAAAAGUGAUUCACCAGUCCAGUUGAGUCUUGGAGGCCACUGUAGAGCAGGUUCAGACCACACUGACUGUUAUCAUGGCAACUCGUACAUGGGCAUCUACAGCCUUUUACCACAUGUGGCACAACACUCACCCGGCUCACGCUUCUUAUUGGCGAUAACCAUGGCAACGCUUUAUAGGAGGCUGCAAGGCGGACCCCCACCAGACAUGUGGGUGUCUUGCAAGGAUGAAGGAGUUAGUGGAAUCUGGCAGCCUGAGAUGAGCAUGCUGGGAGCCACAGCUCUGAGACACAUGAUGCAGCUCAGGUGUAACGCUCAAGCAGUCACUGCUGUUAGGGUCAAAGAAGAAAGUGGUAUGGCUGUUCAAUCCAGUAGUGAAAUCCGAAUUGCCACAGCAAUUUUUCCUGUACUCAGCCUGCUUAACCACUCCUGCAGUCCAAACACAAGCAUCUCCUUUACCGGAGGCUUUCAGACUGACCCGCUCAGUCAGUUCGGUUGUUCUGAAGGUCACACUGACCAUCCCGAGAGCUCUCACUGUGGUGUGACGGUCACUGUACGUGCUUCAAAAGAUCUUACAGCGGGACAGGAGAUUCUGCACUGUUAUGGCCCACACUGUAGCAGAAUGGAGGUGAAGGAGCGUCAGCUCCUCCUGCUGGAGCAGUACUUUUUCCAUUGUAACUGUCAAGCCUGUCAAAGUGACCUAUCAGAAGGAAGCCAGAAUGCAAAAGAAAACGCAUCACCAGGGCUAAAGUGUGUGAAAUGUGAAAAGCCUCUUCAGUCCCGUAUGGAUAGGUACAUGUGCUCUUUGCCAUCCUGUGGUCAUCAGAUCACCACUGCCGAUGUACAGAACAGACUUCAGGGUUUACAGUGUCUUUUGGAUGAAGCCAUUCAUCUCAUGGAGGGAGACAGAUUAGACAAAGCCCUAAAGAUCCUAAAAUCAGCUUCUUCUCAGGCAAACAGUAUCCUAACAGAGACUCACCCUCUCCAAGGAGAGCUAGCAGAUGCGACAGCUCGUGCGUAUGCCACCACGGGUGAAUGGAGUCUGGCUGCAUCCCAUUUAAAGCGCAGCACUGUUGCGAUUCAGGCCCAAUUCGGAGAGGACAGCAUAGAGCUGGGAAGACAGCUUUUUAAAUUAGCACAGCUACAUUUUAACGCCGGAGACUGUGGUGCAGCUCUCUCUGUGAUUCCCAGGGCCCAUAGGCUCCUCUCUCUCCACUGUGAUCCUCACUGUGAAGAACUACAGGAACUGCAUGAAAUGGAACGCUGUCUACAAGGACUGCUGUGAAAUAAUGAUUCAAACUGAAUGAUCAUUGGAGCAUUCUGCUGUGCGUCUGGCCUGCAUGCGUGUUUGUGAGCACAUCACAGCCAGCAGGAAUCAUUUGGCCAAUUUUCCACAGCUGGUUUCCACCACGUAAUUCCAUCAGGUAACCAGACCUGAUUAUGUGAACUGUCUGCAUGCAGGUUUUAUGAUAUACUGACUCAUGAAAGAGCCAAUCUCACCGGCUGAGAGAAAAACCUCUCGUUCUGACCGACAGCGGAGCUGUGAGAAUGAUGUUGUCAGAUAUAUGUGUGUAAGAGUGUGUGUUUUGCUGAUGUCAGUGUCUCAAACUGUCGGCGAAGCUUCAUGGGGAGAUGAGUGAGCUGUCCCACCAAGCACAACGCUUGGCUGUCAAUCAAACACAGCAAUUUAUAAGCCAAGGUCAUGACAGGCAGACGGCGAGAGCGGGAGAGGCAGUCAAAGAGCUAACACAUUUUUCAUAGGAAAACUGACUGAAGAAAACAGGACCUACCUAUUAAGAUGUUUGCAAAUGACUUACAGAACCCUGAUAAAUCAUGACAUGUACAGGGUAGAAUGUAACCAACACGAUCUGAAAACUCUGUCAUCAUUUACUGACCUUCAUGUUGUUCCAAACCUGUAUGACGUUUCUGGAGUUUGACUUCCUCAGUCCUCGUUUACUGUCAUACUGUACGGAUGUGUUCAAUUUAUGCAACUGAAGUAACAUAUCAAAUGACUGACUGUAUAUAAUACAAUCAAUAACCAUGACCAUAAUGCAUCAGCUGAGGUUUCUCUAUCCAGACCUGAAACGCCUUUGUCAUACACUGAGCGGAAGAAAGUUUAUAAUUUGGUGAUAAAUGAGCAGAUAGAAAGGAAUGAGAUUACAUAACCACCAUAUGGUCUA
Ctenopharyngodon idella (grass carp) is the source of this 3255-nucleotide messenger RNA. RefSeq names its product SET and MYND domain containing 4 (gene smyd4). Gene Ontology annotation, molecular function: protein binding. The transcript is spliced from 11 exons. NCBI's taxonomy places the organism in Eukaryota, Metazoa, Chordata, Actinopteri, Cypriniformes, Xenocyprididae. Bases 90 to 2360 code for a protein of 756 amino acids. The record is from RefSeq and is a predicted model, not a curated record.